GCCUUGCUUCCAACCAAUUUCAGGAGAUUAUUCCUGUUCUGCUGGCCAUGGACCCUUCCACCUUUAUCGAUCCCUAUCUGACCCCGCCCGAUCGACUGGUCCUCGAUAACCUGCUGCUCGAUAGCCAAUCCACCCCGGAAAAGACCAAGUCAUCCGGCGGGACCCCCGAUGUCCCAUCAGAUGCCGACGCGACCGUCAGCCAACUGGAGGCCUUUAAUGACCCCCGGCAUGCCGACUUCGUCCCUACCAUCUUCUUCACCUGGGAUUUGAAGGACAUCAAGCUGCCUCCUCUGCUAGAUGCAUGGCUGCUGCAACCGUACAUCAGGGCCGCGCGGUCCAUCGUCCGGGUGGACACCGACGUGGUCAUGCUCACCCACCUCUUGCUCUACUUCACCACCUCUGUGCCUAGUGCUAUCUAUCUCUUCCGUAACUUCCACUGGCUCCAUGGCGUGCUGCACUGGAUCAUGCAGUCCUACUACGUGGGCACCUAUACCCUGAUGAUGCACCAGCACAUCCACAUGGGGGGUAUCCUGAAAAAGCGCAAUUGGUGGCUAUUCGACAUGAUCUUUCCCUACAUCACGGACCCGCUCAUGGGCCACACCUGGAACUCUUACUUCUACCAUCACGUCAAGCAUCACCACGUCGAAGGCAACGGCCCGGAUGAUCUAUCUUCAACGAUCCGUUACCAGCGCGACAGUCUGGCCGAUUUUGCCUGCUACGUCGGCCGCUUCUACCUCUUCAUCUGGCUGGAGCUGCCCACCUACUUCCUGCGCAAAGGAAAGACCCUGCUGGGUUUGAAAGCCGCCUUUUGGGAACUCAGCAGCUACCUGAUGAUGUAUUUGCUCUGGAACUACGUCAGCUGGAGGGCGACUUUGUUUGUCUUUGUUCUUCCGUUCCUGCAGCUGCGUGUGGGUCUCAUGGUGGGGAACUGGGGACAGCAUGCGUUUGUCGACGAGACGGAUCCCAACAGUGACUUUCGCUCCAGUAUCACCUUGAUUGAUGUAGCGAGCAACCGCUUCUGCUACAAUGACGGCUACCACACCUCGCACCACCUGAACCCGCGCCGUCACUGGCGCGACCACCCCCUCGCCUUCCUGCGGCAAAAGGACCGGUAUGCAUCCGAGCAUGCCCUCGUGUUCCGCAACAUCGACUACAUCAUGAUCACGGUGCGACUGAUGCGCAAGGACUACGACCACCUGGCGCGGUGUCUAGUGCCGAUGGGCGACCAGAUUGGCAUGACGCAUGCAGAGCUUGCGGCGAUGCUGCGUCGCAAAACGCGUCGCUUCAGUGAGGAGGAAAUUAAGCGGAAGUUUGCUUGAUUUCCUCUUUCCGCUCAUACAUUUUGUGCUAUACCCUAGCUGCUUCUGGAAGUAAUUCCGAUACUGGAAGAGGAGUUAGGGUUGUAUAUACAGAC
Messenger RNA from Aspergillus costaricaensis CBS 115574, 1414 nucleotides. RefSeq names its product fatty acid desaturase. Lineage: Eukaryota; Fungi; Ascomycota; Eurotiomycetes; Eurotiales; Aspergillaceae. Gene Ontology annotation, biological process: lipid metabolic process. The coding region runs from base 48 to 1319 and encodes 423 amino acids. The transcript is spliced from 3 exons. The record is from RefSeq and is a predicted model, not a curated record.